CUAUCAGGUGAUCAAAUGUCAUUUCGAUAAAUGGUCAACCAACCCAAAAUGUUGUAUCAAGAACUGGUAUCGUAUUUGCUUGCUGAUACGGACAUGAGCAAUUUUCAGAGAUGACAUGUUUACACACAAAAGGUAGUUAAGAUACACAACUGUGGUUCAGAGACCAAUACUUUCUAUAUAAACAAUAUUUUACAAUCCUCACUGAACAAUAAUACAAUGGUGGGCAUUUGCCGGACAUCACAUGGGCACCGGCCCAACAGAAACCACUUCACGCAGUUUGCGCUCAGCUUCCUUCUCAGAACCUAGCUUACGUUUUUCCUGACGGCGACGUUCUGCCCCUAUCUCGGCGAACCGUCCACGUGCGCCAUGUUUGAUUUUGGUGAUCAUGUCGGUCGCUGCACCCUUGGUGAUAUCGGUUUCUGUCAAGGGUUCUUGGUUCUGCCCCCUAAUCUUGUUGAUGAAUUCGACCUGACCUGCCGUGGCAGGACCAUUGCGCCAUCUUUGCUUCCUUGAGAUGAAAAUGUGAGGGAAAUUCUCGGACGCGUAUUUGUCACAACCGUGGACCGCAUCCGCAAACGUCGUUGCCUUGAGGAUCUCGCGGGGUGCUGCAAACGGCGAUUUGGACAGCCCGACGGGAAGCGCCCUAACCUCGACGGCACGGAAUUUGGGGAAUCCCUCUGCCUCGGCGGCCAACUUUUCGAUUCGGAGAAACGUCCCCCCGGGACCGGAUAAAACAUAACGAUCACGUCCUAUUUCAACCCAGCAAUACUCGCUCAGUGAGCGAAUGUGCUUCUCUCCCGAGGUGUCUGAUAUCAGAUCGAGCACAGACUCGUAUUCUGUGAAAGCCAACGACGAUAUGUUGACGCUUUUCGGUUUCUUGUGUGCAGGGCCUAAAUCAUUCGCCGUGCCUGUCUUUGUUCCCUCGGCGGCCUUUUGUUCUUGCAGGUCGCGAAGCUGAUCAACCGUUGCGUUGUUCACGAGCUCUCCAGGGUCCAAGCCAAACAAAGUUGGGGUGGUGACAAUGCCAGUCUCCAAGCUUGACACCAUGUCAAUUAUCUGACAGUUCUUCUUGCCAGGGUGUAGUCGCAUUCCUCUUCCGAUCAUCUGGACGAGAAGAUUCCUUGACUUUGUGGGCCGAGCCAGCACCACGCAGUCGAUAUUGGGAAUGUCGGUCCCCUCAGUGAAGACGCCGCAGUUGACAAGCACUGGAAAUUUCCCUGCCCUGAACUCUUCUAGGCGCUCGCUUCUUUCCACCUUGUGCGUGUCUCCCGUGACAAAUCGAGCGUCUAUCCCAAAUUCUCGAAACUUUUGUGUCAGACCGUUUACGUGGGCAAGGUCUACACAAAAGACGAGAGUUGACUUUCGGCCUGGUGCUUUUGCCAUCCAGCUCCUAACUGUGAUCUCGUUCACCUCGUUCGUGUUGACCGCGCGCGAAAGCUCAGACGGCAAGAAAUCCGCGUUGGCUCCCGUCCUCGCUCUAGAUAUGUCUGCAGAGGAUUCCACCGUCGUGAACAAGACGUCCGAGAGCCACUUGUCGCCAAUCAUGUCUACAUAGUCCUUGUGGUAAACGAUUUCAUCAAUGGCAGCGCCGAGUCUGAGGCCGUCAAACCUAGAAAAUGUCGCAGACACCCCGACCAGGUGCGGAGAGGUCUGCUGCUUGCUAGCGAGGCCGAAAUGGGCAAGGGUCUUGAGAUACCCGGGAGCCACGAUGUGGUGAGCCUCAUCAACCAGGACAAGCUUGAAUCGUGAAGCAUCGAAUUUGGCCAUGCGAUCUCCAGAGAUGAUACUCUGCACACUAGCGACAGUGAUGUCGGCAAGACCAGACGAAUGGGUCGAGCCCAUUUCUAUUUCGACGGUCUUGUCUGGAUACGCAUUGGUACAGUGUCGGGCAGCCUGCUCCACGAGUUCCCGCCUAUGCGCGAGGAUCAAUGUUUGUGUGGCAGUCUUUGAUAUAGGGGGCACCCUAUCUAUAAGUUGUGUGAAGAUAACCUUGAGUCGGUCUGGUCAGCAGGGUGCAAUAGAUCUGGCAGCUCUCAACUUUGUUUGGUCUCUAAAACUAGGAGUGGGUAGCUGGCACGUACAGUCUUUCCACUGCCUGUCGCUAGCGAUACACCAAUACGCUUGUGUCCAUUCUCCAGGGAUGAAAGGACAGCCUGUAUGCACUCCUCCUGAUAGGAGCGCAGGCUAAUUCUGGGUGACGCCUCGGCGAGUCUGCGUGACGUGACACGAUACAGAUUCUGGCUACAAGCCGAAAAGUCGCGUCUGGGUUGCACCCACCGCCGGCCGCCUACCAACCGUGCUACGUAUUUGAGCAUUUUACCAAUCUCACAUCGCAGCCAAACAAAAAUUUGCAAUGCGGGUUGCCGGUGGAGGUGUACUGGAGGAUAAAAGGGCACCAAAUGCUGUUUUGUUCGUACGAGCUCAAGAUCAAAGCAUUGUUAGCAACUGCAAGAAAUGUACCGUAUCCACUGGGAGUGGAACGCAUUCGAUCGACGAAUCACACAAAAACAAAUGCCAGAUCUGGGUCCACCUUGGGCAAUUGGAAACUUCUCACUCAAUCAGCAAAUCAUUCACGCCUGGAUUCAUUGACAUCAAUCAUCAAAUUUCACUUUGCCAAGGCAAUUUAAAAGUCUCAGCCAACCCCGAAUAUACUUGACGCAUAAUUAUUCGAGGUCGUCAAGCGUGCUUGAUCUUGAUCACCCUUGUACCGGAGAAGAUGCUACUUCAUCGACAUUUGUUUAGUCCGUACUAUUUACCAGCGCAAAAUCGCCCAUCUUCCCAUUCACAAAGCUGCGUGUUCCCGCCCUCAUAAUCACAGUACGGCGACCAUAUGUAGCUACAUAAAACCAGAACCAUGGCAUCAAGAUGGAAUCUUCGCGCCCGCACCCCCAGACAACAAUUCCGCAGUCCAUCAGGGCAGGGUUCAGAUAUGCAUGAUGUUUUUCUCUCAGAGCCCGAGUCCGCCAACGACCAGAAUGCCUUGUCGUCUGGGGACGAGCAUGUGCAGGGAGGCUCGGGUGCUAGCGAGCAAGAACAGUACGACGAGGAGCAAUUUGCUCAACGGGUACCGUCGCAUAACCCCGAGGAAGAGUUCUCGUCGCCCCCUGGCUCGGAAUUCUCGCCGGAGCCUGAUGGCUCCCAGGAUGGCUCAGAUCUGUCUGGUGCUGAAGAAGCACUGGAUCAGCUUGACUUGAAAAAUUUACCGGAGAAAUCACUCAAUCGCUCAGGACUCAAGAGGUCUCGGUCCGAGGCUGUUCACUCCGUUGACCAGCUCGACAUUGCUCCCCGCCCUUUCAAACGUGUCAAGGGUGCCAUCAACCACCAGUACAUUGGCAUGUUGAAUGCAGACAUUCAGGACGCCUGCGAUUCUCAUGUGCCGCACCUUUGGCCAGCACUUCCCCCAUCACAGAUUGGACUUACCUUCUGGGACCCGGAUGAGAAGCAUUUCUUCUUCGAAGCUCUCGGGCGCCUCGGCAAGCAUCGGCCCCAUCUCAUAGCCCGGCGUGUCGGUACCAAGAGUGAGAUGGAGGUGCGUCAGUACAUUGAACUCUUGGAACAAGGCAAGAUUCAGCGCAAGAAGGCCGGUCAGCUGGAAGUAUUGGCGGCACACGAAAUUCCUGCUGCGGUGGAACUAAGUCAGGAAUGUGUAGCAGCGUUGGAACAUGCUGCAGACGCUGUAUCGCUUCGACAGGAAGCACAUGAAGAGACAUCGCAGUAUCGGCGUCGUCCUAACAGACCGUUUUUACUUAGUAGUGAAAACUGUAUAGACCUGGUCGAGGAGGCCAAGAUGGAGGCCGACGAAGCUGAUCCCCUCCAUUUUUUCAAAGUCAGAAAUUGGCUUGACUUAUCAGCGUGCCUCUUCAUGAAUGCAGCUUACGAGGAGGGUAACUGGCAGAGCAUUUCUCACGAGCCACCAUCGAUCCGCCUGGAUACUCUAGGCGAUUUUUACUCUCUCGCCAGGGCCAUCACACGAAAACUUGUGGCCGAGGCCAUCUUCAAUGCCAAAGCAAGCAAUCGCGGUCGCGCCCGACGAGCCGGACGACUGACUGUGCGGCCCUCACAUAUUCCAGCUCCGGGUCAGGUUGAAGUUAAGAAACAGCUUGCAGGCCGCGAGCUCUUUUUCGCCGGAUGUGCGCGACGGUUGAGACUGGUGGUUGUGGACGACGACGACGACGCAGAUAUUGAACAGGAUGAAGCGGACCUCGAGGCCAUGUCUAACGAUGAAGUGGAGCGCAGACUUUCGAGCAGAUUAAGGGUUAAACAUGAGGCAGAGGAAGAAGAUGGCGAAACAAUAACGGAUACCGAUAGUUCUGAUGAAGAACUCCCGGAUUCGGAGGUCAACGAAGAAGACGUACCUCAAGAACCCAAAGUUGCCGAUGAAGGCUCUUCGCCUGUUGCGGGCCAUGCCAAUGAGGACCAGUGGGAUGAAUCUGGCAACUCCAUUUCCUCUGUGGAUAUGGAAGACUCGGAUGUGGAGGUGGAAAUCGAGGCGGAUGAAGUUCUGAUCCACUCGGCGCUGGGAUUGCCCGCAGACACCAGGUCCAAGAAUGCUUUGCGCCUUCGAGUUCGCGCGGAGCUGGAGCGUGAGGAGCUGGCUAAUGCAGUGGAUCGCCGAGCCGGUUAUAUCGAGGAGCGUCGUAUCUGGGACGAGGUCCUGGGUCGCAAGCCCACCGUUGCUUUGCAAAAGGUUCCUGAAGUUAUCCUCAGACCCAAGACUGCUGCUGCUACUCAGCGUAGGAGGCUUGCAGUUGAGGAUCUCCUACCCUUGUGAUUGUUUCAUAUCGGUUGGAAAUUUUUCACCUCUGAGGUGUAUACAUGUACGCAACAACCCAAUACCCGAUCCCGUUGGAUCACGCAGAAGAAAUCUAUUCAUUAAAGGCAAUGUCAUCUAGCCGCUGCCAAACAGCAGGUCCGUGCGUGUCCGUCUCUCCCAUACCACCAUGCCAUCGUUCUUCCGUUUGAAGUACAGGAUACGAUGCUGCGGGAUGAACUCCUCGUCAGUCUGUUCGCCCUUCCAAGCGUCCAACGCCUUCUCCAUGGCGCCUUUGAAUCUAUCCUCGUAUCCCACCAGAUAAUCGCUGCUAUCCAACGCAGGGUCCCAUCGCAGUCGACUGAUGACAUCCGCCGCAGUCCGGAAUCUGCCGCACGAUUUUGCGAUGGAGACCGCCUGGCCUUGCUCCUUGGCACCCCUGCCCUUCUUUCCCUUCUUCUGCUUCUGGGGACGUUGUCCCGACUCUUGGAUGUCGCUGGCGCUGUCCUCUUCCUCCUCUUCCUCGUCCUCAUCCUCAUCGCCGGCUGUGUAGUUUCCCCAACUUCGCUCAUCAAGCGUCAAUUCACCCAAGUCCGCCUCUUGAAUCACGGACGUGCUCAACCACUGACUCUUGGCAUCAAAGUACUUCUCGUCGCCGCGAAUCAUGUCUUCAAAGCGCUGCAGAAUCGUCUGCAUGGUACCGGCCGCGAGCUUCCUGUCUUCGUCUGUGGCGUCGCUGUCCUCUUCGAGUCCUAUGAGGUAGAAGCCUUGAUAUUCGCGCGUUUCGCCUUGGUCGUCUCCGUCAUUGCUAGCCUCGGGCUCUCCCGCAUCUACCUGCUCGACAAACCGCUGCGGCCAGAUGCGAAAGUUCAGCUGUGGUAGCCGGCGCGACAUGUCGACCAGAAGUAGCGGGCAUCGCGAUUCCAACCACCCGAUGAAUUGCGAGCCCUUGGAAAGCGAAAUGCCCCAGUAUUGUAGCUCAAUCUUUACAAAAGACUUGUAUGAGCUCAAAAAAUCAGCUGCACCGCGGGCUAAGCUAUGCGUCUUGUCUCCCCCUGCUGAAGAAGCCCCGAAGAAGGUAUCCCAUGUCAUACCGUCCUCAUUGAGUAGCUCGUUUGCUUGCGAGAGCUCUCGGGCAAUAGCCUUCAUUGACGGGACCGUCGCAGCCAGGGUGGUGUUGAGCGCCGGAGGGAAAAAGCCGAGAAUGGCGAGGGGCUCGCGAGCUGAACGCAAGUAAUUGAGUUUUUUGUGGAAAAAGGGGUCGAAGGCGAUCUUGUUCCUCCAGUCGAAAGAUGCGUAAUGGGAAAAGAAAGAAGACAGAAUGUCCGGGACCGAAACCUCUUGGCCGUAAUCGCGAGCCAGGAGCUUGCAAACCCGUGCCAGUAGGAUGGAGACCUGGAUGCCGCCCAGAUAGCCAAACUUGGCCGAGUAGAUGCCCCUAGAUUGCGCCCAGGUCUUGAUGGCUCGGUGAGCAAGACGGAAUUUGGACAGGUCAGGGAUAGUCUCGCGGAGAUAGUCUAGGUCACGUAAGGCCUUGAGCUUUCCCAGGGUCUGAGCAGGAAGUGCAAAAAUCGGGUCGUUGGGUGGUAGCUUCAGGACAGCUGGCCACUGUUCUGCAACCGCUGUUGCAGCGCAGUAUUGCAAGUCCACCCUGACACUCAUGACUUCUAGCUCCAGCAUGACGCCAGAAUUAGCACGCACCCUGCGCAAUAGCUUGAUCUCGAGUCCCGACUCCACGGACGCCUUCUUAAUCCUCUGUGUCGUCAGCGCAAAGAAGGUGCUGGAGCUCAAGGGACCGAUGCAGAGACAGUCGAUAUCAGAUGACAAGGUGGAAACGCCGAGGCCCCAGGAGCCUACUGGUACCAUGAUUAUUGAUGACCUCAGACGAUCAUAUUCUGAAGCAUCGCUGACUCCUUCGACAAGAUUACCUGUCACAACAUGCCUAAGUGCGUCGAAGGCGGCUUGACGACGAGGGUUCUCCUCUGCCGCCGGAAUGGCCCCCAUACUCUCGAGCAUGCCUUUCAGCACCUGAGGGUCUCGCAUUGACUCGGGUGCCCUCGCCAGAUCAACUGGGACAAUCAAGGGGCUAACAUCCGUGGAUAUUGUUGCUGCGUCGGUUGCUGCGUCCGAAAGCUGUAGCAAGGCUCUGACGCCCCAGUGAUCACUACCGUAGGAAGUCUCGUGGGUCGCUGCGUUUUCUGUGGGAAAACCGAACCUGUUGAAACCCGAGCUCUCGAGGGUUCCUUCACCCUUGAGCAGAAUCUUGUCAUAUCUCUGUGGUCGACCUCCAGGACCGGUGUCACUGAUUUUGAAGGCAAGCAUGUUGUUCAGGGGGUCAUACGUCGCGCCAUCCUCGCCAGUGCACAUUGACUCUGAAGAGAUCUCAUUACCAGAUGUUUUUGCCUCAUGAGAAGCCCAGGUGUCGACAAGAUCCUCCUGUUCCAACAAAUCGUCGAACCUUGGGAUUUCUUUUACCGACUGUUGCGAUAUGUACCCACCCUUGAGAGCCUCCUUGAUAGUCAAGGGGGAUGUCGUGGUGUUAAAAUCUCCAGCAACUAUCCAAGGAUGGCCUUGAUAGUUCUGAACCAAGUGACUUAGCAGCCUUUCAACUUCUGCCGUUCUUGUCGAUACGGCCUGGUCGCUCAGGCCAUGCGUCAGGUGUACCGAUGCAACGACCAGAGGCACAGACUGUGCAUCCUCCCAGCGGCCGAGGUCUCGGAAUCUGGCCACCACGGAUCCCUUAUGAUCUCGAGGAAAUUGUACCCAUUCCCAAUCAAAAACCACCCUGCUCAGGAAGACAAUGUUUAGAUGGCUAGGAAGAGGCUCGAUGUUGUCUUGAUUGGGCGGUGCGUGCGAUACGUAACGGUACGAAGCAUGGACAUCCUCGUUGGCCAGCAGAUAACAGAGAAAGUCGUCCGUCACCUCCUGCAAGAUGAGAACAUCUGCAAGCGCAUCCUGAGACAAAAUGGUGUUGACCAAAACAGGGUACCGUUCUUGUGAUGGUGGAAAGUCAAACUCGGCCAGGACGUUGUAGCUAGCUACUCGGAGCUUUUUCUGCAUAAACUUUCGGGAAGACGAUGUCUUUGGCAGCGGAGUCCAGCGCUUGGUGUAUUCGUCAAAGGUGUGACAGGGCAUGACCUCGUUCCGAGGAUAUGAGGUCUUGUAGGCCACAUCUUCCGGCUGGGUCACAAACAUGGAAUCUUCGUAGAAUCCCAUCAAGUGAUCGCACCUAGAGAGCGAGCCGGUGCUUAGAUCGAUGGUUCCCCAGGACUUCAUGACGGUGCCUUGGAUGCCCUGAACCCUCACCAAGACGUGCAAUUUGUCUACCUGCCACUCGGACGUUGGCAAAAGAUCUACUUUGCCAAGUCUCGACUUGUGCUGGGAGUCCUUUGCAUCCGUUGACUGCGCAACUGUGAGGUGUGGCCUGUAUUCGCCGUCACUUGGGCUCUGGUGGCCAAGGGCACUCGACACUACCUUCCUCAGAUCUCUCAACCUCUCCACCCGCGUCUCGUCUCCAUCUCUGCGGUAGAUGGUGUUGUGCUUUCUGUGGGAGAAGACGCCAGACGAGUCCAGUCUGACAGCCGGGUUGCAUUCGUCAUAAUGCUGCCUUCUUAGCUUUGCCUCGAGCUCGGAUGCGAUUGCAGCAACUGCAUGGUCAAGGCUUGCCACCUGGACAAAAGGAUAGACUAGGUUUAUAUGAGGUGGCCAUUUCCCAAAUGCGUCGUCGUAUAGGGAUCUGAGCCGAUCGAUUGUGGGCCAUAGUUGCCUAGGGGGCACGAUGCAGAGAGCUGUGUCGUGCGACGUGGUGGGGAUAGCGUGUGAAGCCACUCGGGCUUGGAUUUGAGAUCCCUCCAUGAGGUUGUAUCUUGUUGAGGAUCUCUGCCUGCUUGGCGACCGGAAAUUGUGAACAGAUAUAAUACAAUGGUUUUAAUAAUCACACCUUCGUUGAAGAGGAUGAUCU
Pyricularia oryzae 70-15 is the source of this 8711-nucleotide messenger RNA. RefSeq lists its product as uncharacterized. The coding region runs from base 2855 to 4771 and encodes 638 amino acids. Gene Ontology annotation, biological process: nucleolar large rRNA transcription by RNA polymerase I; transcription initiation at RNA polymerase I promoter. The record is from RefSeq and is a predicted model, not a curated record. Lineage: Eukaryota; Fungi; Ascomycota; Sordariomycetes; Magnaporthales; Pyriculariaceae. The transcript has a single exon. Gene Ontology annotation, molecular function: rDNA binding; RNA polymerase I general transcription initiation factor activity. Gene Ontology annotation, cellular component: RNA polymerase I upstream activating factor complex.